GCAGCCUUGGUGAGCAUAAGAGACUUAUUUUAAAAACAUGGACAACUGAAUUAUACCAAACUUUUGACUGGUAGUGUAAAAUGAUUUACUGGCGGAAAGCAUUUCUGAUUGGCUAAAGCUUGGGCCGGUCCCCUCUUCAGAGCCUAGGGCUGUCACAGAGACAGGUGUGAUUUGUUAGGACACUCACUUCAGUGAUGUCUGUCAGAUAAUAGGGUGAUUUUUUUUAUGUGUGCUGUUCCAAAAAGUAGAUUUACAUUAAGUUAUGCAAAAGAUUUUUAUUUUAGUGAUUUAAUUUGAUUUGUUUUGCUGUCCAGAAUUUAAUAAGGAUAUUUUAAAAUUCAGAUGAUUAUAUAAUAUAGUGACUAAUAAUAAUUUGUGACUGUCAUUUUGUUUCGCACAAUAUAUGGGUAUAUAGGUCAUAUAUAGGUCAAAAUGUGAUAGGCUGAAUAUUUUCCUUAAAAGCUUUCCUUUUGUUUUAUUUUGCUUUGUGAUUUGUACAUUAAAACACCAAUAUUUGUCACAAGAACGUUUGUUUUAUAAAGAAUACAAAAUAUGUUUUCCCGUUUACAAAGUAAUUUCGCAAGUAGCUCAACAUUUAACAUAGUAAUAUUAAUAAAAUACAUUUCUUCAUAACACUCGUGGACUUUAUUUACACCGGAAGCUUGUAAUCGUUUGCCAGUGUGGUGAUCACGUGACACACGCUCUCCCCAGAGAGCACUUCCGGUAACGUUUCCUGUGUUUGUAAACUGAAAAAAAAAAAAACUGUUCGACAAGAAAAUAUUGGGCUACGGUAACAGAAGAAGAGUAAGGCUUGGGCCCCUGAUGAUUGGGGCUUGUGUGGUCUCUAAACAUUCUCGCUGCCCAGAGCGAAGCUCUCUGUACCCCAACACACACACACACACACACUCUCACCACAGCGAUGUCACACCUUUCCAACAGCUCAGUGCGAGAUCACAUGAAGUGGGCUGGGUUGCUGGGCUGUGAAGCGGUGCUGUCCAGCAUGGCACUCAUGCAGGCUGGCUCCAUGUCCAGUCAUAAGAAGAUGGGCUCUCAUCUGGGCCAGGGACAGAGAGAAAACCAUCACAGCCACAAUCACAGCCAGAACCACAACCAGGACACACACAGCCAACACGGCCACAUGGUGCUGCCCUCUGGAGUCAGCUGCCCACCACUUCUCAUCCGCAAGGAUGGAGAGUUUCACUCAUCCAGGCUCUUGGAUGAAAAAAACAUGCAAGCCAGACAGAACGUGCAGCCAAAGAAGAAGAACAGGAAGUCUGGACUUCCUACCAAAUUGAGAGAAAAGCCCCAGGUGGAGAUUCCUGAGGUUAAUGACGAUAACUCACUCAGCUCUCAAGUGCAGAAGAACUUCAUAUGUGAGCACUGCUACAGUGCUUUCCGCAGUAGUUACCAUCUCAAACGCCACAUUCUCACCCACACGGGGGAAAAGCCAUUUGGAUGUGAUAUGUGUGACAUGAGGUUUAUUCAGCGCUACCACCUGGAGAGGCAUAAGCGUGUUCACAGCGGUGAGAAGCCUUAUCAGUGUGACCGCUGCCAACAGAACUUUUCCAGAACCGACCGGUUACUACGGCAUCGACGUUUGUGUGCCGUGGGCAUCCCUAAAGAGGAGAACCAGCCGUGCUGUGAGGGACGGCCAUAUUCUCAGGACCCCUCCCAGCACACGGCGUCCUGGAGCCCACUGCAGACAAACAACAGCAGGCUGGCGGUGUGACCGCUUUCCGAUCGCUCGUACAAACCUCUUCCCAGCAAACACCACCUGAACGGGGGGUUUGAACCUGUAAACUGUUUAAAGACUCUGUCCAGCUCUGAUCGUGCGGCUCAACCCCAGUGGACUCUGGGAAAUAGCAUAUUUUGUAUUUUAGAUGGUACUGUGAUCAGCAGGCGGGUUAGUUGUGCAUUCAGUCCAGGCAAUAAUGACGUCCGGUAGUUUAGAAUCACUUCCUUUUGUAGUUCCCUUUGGAGCGCUGUAGAUCUCAGUGCUACAAUAUUAACCUGUGAACAUCUUGAGUCGUAGCACGUGGCCUUUUCGAUCAGAGAAGUUAGCCGUAGUGACAGUAGACGCAUUCUGGUAGGAUACGUUUUCUCAGUGUGCGCAUCAAUUAAUCAUUUCCUAUUCUCAUUAAAUACUGUGACCAUUGACCGUUUUACACGGGCUUGUUACGGUUAUAGCAGAAACAUCUGGAACAUCAUCCAUCCUACAUCCACAGGAGAGCUCAUUUUUUGUGAGCUACAUUAUGGUGUCAAGCUUUUGAAGUUGGCCUUUAGGUCAACAUGAACACUGACUUUUCUUUGGGUAUUAGAGAAUGGAUGACAAAUUUCGUCACAGUAUGAUGUGACUCAUGCGGGAAGUCUGCUAGCAUCUCAGUUUCUCUUCUAAAAGUCACUGGAUCGACAAAGCCGAGCCAAGAAUAACAAAGCAAACCUUUUAACAGGUUGUACAGUUCAUAGAGAGACAGAUGUUUAUAUAAAAACCGCUAGUUUAUCGCAGAGGUCUCGUUAUAUGUUUCAUAUUCCGUCAACCUCGGCCCCUGAACACGGACUUCUGACGCAGUUGAGCUUGAGUUAAUAUAUUUUUUCAGCGUUUUAAAUAAUUUAAUUAGAAACCGUAGUAGUAUUAGACGGCAGUUUCACUGUAUUUUUUUACAUGUACAUUUUGCAUGAUCCCUUUCAUUAAGUGCGUACCGUAAAAGGUUCUUGUAUUGUGAUUGUUUAAAAUACACUUGUUUUUGUAAGAACAUUA
Pimephales promelas (fathead minnow) is the source of this 2758-nucleotide messenger RNA. It is a transcript of the gene znf740b, whose product is annotated as zinc finger protein 740b. The record is from RefSeq and is a predicted model, not a curated record. NCBI's taxonomy places the organism in Eukaryota, Metazoa, Chordata, Actinopteri, Cypriniformes, Leuciscidae. Gene Ontology annotation, molecular function: RNA polymerase II cis-regulatory region sequence-specific DNA binding; DNA-binding transcription factor activity, RNA polymerase II-specific. Gene Ontology annotation, biological process: regulation of transcription by RNA polymerase II.